AUCGGUCGCGUCAGAACGAGAGCAUGGUAUUGCCUUGCUCACGGAAGCCAUCAAGUUGGCACCGGACAAGGCGAUACUUUAUGCACUUCGGGCGAAGGCUCUCGCUCACAAUGAUAUGCUACAACGGGCGCUCUUGGAUUUCUCUAUGGCGAUUCGGUUGGAGCCGGCAGUGGCUAAGCAUUACGGAUCUAGGGGGGAUUGCUUUGCAAGGCUUGAGAGAUGGACCGAUGCGUUGGGGGAUUAUACGGAGGCGAUGCGACAUGAUAAGGAUAGCGGACGAUAUGUGUUUGACAGAGCAAGGGUAGUAAUGGUGUUAUCGAAGGGCAGUUACGUUUGGUGCGGUAUGGAGAGUUGA
Perkinsus marinus ATCC 50983 is the source of this 355-nucleotide messenger RNA. RefSeq lists its product as hypothetical. The record is from RefSeq and is a predicted model, not a curated record. The transcript is spliced from 3 exons. The annotation marks the transcript as partial. NCBI's taxonomy places the organism in Eukaryota, Perkinsozoa, Perkinsida, Perkinsidae. Gene Ontology annotation, molecular function: Hsp90 protein binding.